Molecule: messenger RNA, 2468 nt
Organism: Lucilia cuprina (Australian sheep blowfly)
Lineage: Eukaryota; Metazoa; Arthropoda; Insecta; Diptera; Calliphoridae
Gene: Cul4
Product: cullin-4A
Exons: 8
Coding region: 560-2053 (497 amino acids)
Biological process (GO): ubiquitin-dependent protein catabolic process; protein ubiquitination; DNA damage response
Cellular component (GO): Cul4-RING E3 ubiquitin ligase complex
Molecular function (GO): ubiquitin protein ligase binding
Source: RefSeq, a predicted model, not a curated record
AAAAGCUACAGAUUUCCUCAUGGAAUUGUCCUCUCUAAACAAUUAACUUAUAGUUUGAAAGCACUAUUAUGGUAGCACUGACUGCUACAGAACAGCAGGCGAAAAGUAAUAAAAGAAGAAGCAGCACCUGAAAAAUAUCUUUCGUCCAGAAUCUUAUUGAGCAAACAAUUGCAAAAAUUUUUUGUUUUUCAUAAAUUUAAUACAAGAAUUAAUUAAUUGUUCAUGUUGAUAUAUAUGAAAUGCAACACUAUCAAAACAAAGUGAUUGAAUAAGAAUUAAAGUUUUGUUAAGAAUUAGAAUAACAAAAGAAAGACAAAAAGGCAAAGAAAAAAAAGAGACAAGACACCCUAAGCUGAAAUUUGUAUCUUACGUUUUCGGCCACAACAAUUGGACAACCAAAAAAUAAUAGUAAAUUUGGACAUAUUGUCGGCAUUAAACGAGGAAGGAAUAUAUUAUUGUUGGAGUUACCAGUAAAACAUAGAAAAAACAACAACGAAACGACCCCUACAACAAUCAAGCGUUGACAGCGCUGCUUAGCGUGUCGUACGAGCGGCGAACUAUGAGCGCCUCGAAAAAAUACAAAUCAUCUGAAACAGCAACAGAGAUACUACAUCAUCAGCAGGACACUGAAAAUAUUAAUAAUCGUUUUAGGAAAUCGGCCGAUUUCUUUGGUCCCUCAACAUCGGCAGCAGCAGCAGCUCAAUCGAAUCAAUCGGCGUCCGGCGUUAGUGGACGUAUAGCUUUGGGUCAACAGAACACAAACGCAAUGCAACGUUCAGGCAGUAAUAGCAAUUUGAAUAACAUUGGCUCUGGUGGGGGAGGUAGUGGUACAAAUGGUGAACGUCGUGCAAAUUUCUCCAUGUUGGAUACAACAGCUCAUCUAAACGAUCAUCGUUCAUCGACAACAACUUCAGCGUUUUUUAAUAAAAUGGGAACCAAUAAUGCCUCUAAACCGGGUGAUGUUAAGAAAAUUGUUAUUAAAAAUUUUAAGGUUUCAGCCAAAUAUGUUGACAUGAAAUUACGUGCUGGCAACAAAGAAGCCACCGAAGAAGAACUGGAACAAAUACUCGAUAAAAUCAUGGUACUUUUCCGUUUCAUACAUGGAAAAGAUGUUUUUGAAGCCUUCUACAAAAAGGAUUUGGCCAAACGCUUAUUAGUGGGAAAAUCUGCUUCCGUCGAUGCUGAAAAGAGUAUGCUAUCGAAAUUGAAACAAGAAUGUGGUGGUGGUUUUACCUCAAAAUUGGAGGGCAUGUUUAAAGAUAUGGAAUUGAGUCGUGAUAUAAAUAUUUCAUUUAAACAAUAUGUGGCGAAUAUGGAUGGUGAAUUAACGAGUAUCGAUCUGACCGUGAAUAUCUUGACAAUGGGUUAUUGGCCAACAUAUCCUCUAACAGAGGUUAAUAUGCCGCCACAGUUGGUGAAACCACAACAGGUAUUCAAUAAAUUCUAUUUGGCUAAGCACAGUGGACGUAAAUUACAAUGGCAACCAACAUUGGGAAAUUGUGUGCUGAAAGCACGUUUUGAUGGGGGACCAAAAGAAUUGAUGGUUUCUUUAUUCCAAGCUUUGGUGUUAUUGUUGUUUAAUGAUAGAGACACUUUGUCAUUUGAAGAAAUUGUAGCGGCAACAAAUAUUGAGGAUGGUGAAUUGCGUCGCACAUUACAAUCAUUGGCCUGUGGUCGUGCUCGUGUUAUAACUAAAGAACCUAAAGGUCGCGAAGUGGAAGAUAAAGAUCAAUUCCAUUAUAAUAAUGAAUUUACCAACAAAUUGUUCCGCAUUAAAAUUAAUCAAAUACAAAUGAAAGAAACGACGGAAGAACAAAAAGCUACCGAAGAACGAGUGUUUCAGGAUCGUCAGUAUCAAAUUGAUGCUGCAAUUGUACGAAUUAUGAAAAUGCGUAAAACGUUAUCACAUAAUUUACUAAUUACUGAACUUUUCAAUCAGUUAACAUUUCCUGUCAAGCCGGCUGAUCUGAAAAAACGCAUUGAAUCACUUAUUGAUCGUGACUAUAUGGAACGUGAUAAGGAUAAUCAAAAUCAAUACAAUUAUGUGGCUUAAUUUAACUCAAAUACAAUUAAAAUGCGACAUUUUGGUCGUUAUUUCUAUACCUUUUUUCAUAAGUUUCUUUGGAAUGUAAUUGUAAACUAUUAAACAAAAAAAAAAAAAAACAAACAAAAACUAAACAUAAAAAAAUACUUAUUUAAAUGAAUAUACAUAUAAAAUUUAUGUUCUGAAAAGCGAAUUAAUCGAUGAUCGUUUUGUUGUUUAACUAUUUGUCUCUCUCCACUACUACUACCACUAUUACUGUUUAUCUACUUAAUAUAUUUUUAAUACGAAAAUUUUUUUAAUUUGCAAUCCAAAGAAGAAUUGUAAAGUUUAACUCCUUAUUCAUAUAAAUAAAAAUUUGUUAAAAUUAGCUUAAAAAGGAAACAACAACAACACAAUAAACGUAUGUGAAAUUUGAAGAAACAUG